CAGGAAUGAAACUCAUUUGAACGAGGUCGUUUCGUCCUUGCUGAAAUAGAAAUUGUCUUUGCAGUGCAUAAUAUUAUUUGUCUUGCCCGGAGCUCGGUCGCUGAUCGUUCUUAGAUUGAUCCUUUCCUUUAGCGGAUUCCGGAGCGAGGCGGUAGGCGCUCGCCGGCACCAGUCUGACAGAAGAAGAAAAAUUGAUUUCGUUUGCAGUCGGUUUGAAUAGGCUCUGUUUGAAGUGAAGUAACGUUAGCCAAAUCAGUCAUUGGCGAACCUGCGCGAAAUGGACUGAGGAAAAAUUACGAAGGCACUUCACGUUGAUGAACGUCUUCAACUGACGAUAGUUUAUUUGUGUCGCUGGGGCUGGGGCAAUCAUGUCGAACGCCGGUUGGCCAGAGGCGUUCGGCUUCAGCAUCGGCGGAGGCCGGCCGGCUUUGAUCACGGCAGUGCGAAAGGGCAGUGCCGGACAAAUAGCUGGCCUGCUUGUCGGAGACAUGAUAAGCGAACUGGACGAGCAAGACGUCCAGCAAUGUUCUUGCGAGGAGCUGAAAAUGCUUGCCCAUCAUAGCCGCCGCGUGCCACCCGCCCUGAACGUCAUCUCCAGAAUCAUCACCAUUGAAAUUCCACGCCGCAAGAAUACACCGCUAGGAUUUACGCUACGAGGAGAUGGCCCGCUGUAUGUGCGCAGCGUCGAGGUCAAUGGCCUGGCACGCAACGCAGGAAUGAGAUCUGGUGAUAUGCUGCUGCAAGUGGAUGGCGUUGGCGUGGAACAGAUGAUGAAGUCCACAGUGCAGCGGCUGAUCGAGGAAGGGACAUCACCUUUCCUCAGGCUAGUGCUCAUCUCCAGUGGACUUGAGCCCCUACCUAAGACAUUCAGUAUGACGAGACCAGCGGAUCGCUACGAGAAAGCAAACAUCUUCUAUGAGCAGAUGGACUUCUAUCUGAUGGGAGAGGAUGCACACAAGUCCAACCUGCGCAACGCCAUGAAGGACUAUGCCAACGACAAGAGAGUGGACAAGCUGGGAAGAUCACUGCAGCAGAUACUGACGACCAGAACCCAGCGGCGUCUCCUCAAAUACAUCCGAGACUUUGUGCCGGAGCGGAGUCAGCCUCAGUUUGAUGUCCUGGUUUCCAUGGAUUCCGACAUCAUACUCGGUGAUCGGCACCGUCGUCCGCAAUCCGUCGCUCCGUCCGGGUCCUCGCAGAGUCUCGCCGCCGGUGACCUGAGCCGAGUCUUGUCGUCAAGUAACUCGUCAUUGUCCAGGGAAAGAAGCUCGUCUGAUCCGAGACGGCAGGCUCCAAACAUGGGAGCGCGUCAAAGGAGAGUCCAAGUGCAUCGCGGUGCGCACGGUUUUGGAAUGACGUUACGUGGCAAUGCUGACCAGCCACUGUUCAUAUCGGCAGUUGAUCCAGGAGGUCCAGCCCAUGGUGCUGGCCUGCAGCCUGGUGACAAGCUGUUGGAAAUCAACGGCCUGGAUGUACGGAAAUUUGAGUACAAACGGGCGCUGGAGCUGUUAGCGGGAAGCGGCUCCAGACCGGUUCUACUCAUUUCCAGUCCUGCAAGAUCAGCUCCAGCGUCGAAUCGAGUGCGCGCGCAGAGUGUCCAUGCUGGCCAGCCACACGGGCAAAUGAGUAGAUCAUCCAGCAUUGAAUCCAGGUCUUCAUCACGACCUCACAGUGCAAUGCCCGAUACGCAGGUCCGGGAGCAGUUCCGGGAGUUCAAGAUGCAGAUGGAGAGUAUGUUGUCAAAGAGUGAUUGUGAUCGCGUGAAAGCCUUCUUGGCGCAAUAUAACAAAGACAAGAAAAUGGAAGAUCUAGUGCACAAGUUGAUAGCGUUACUCAAGAAGCAACCCCAACUGCAGCUACUCCACAAUGUCUGUCAGCUGCUUCCACAGAACAAGCAAGAAGAGUUUGACAGAACUGCAGCGGCAGCUCUGGCUAGGCUGGCUAGGGCUAUCCGAGGUGCGCGGGGAUCAGAGUCCGGGGAGAACAUGCAGGAUCUGAUGUAUCGCGUACAGGCCACACCCUCGCCAGGUGGCGCUGUGAAAACGCAUCGCUACGUUGGUGGCAACCCGUCUGCUGGAGGUGGUUCAGGCAGCAGAUCUGGACAUCCACGCAUGCAUCCUGUCCCAGGUGGUGAAGGUGAGCUGGUACGAGUUCCGGCGGGGAUGAAGCUAGUGCCGCAACAGGCUGUGAUUCUCAAGGACGGACAGAGGGUGGUUGCGGCGAGAACAGGAGCACGAACGAGAGGUCAGCCAUCGAAUCAGACUGGUGGUGGUGGCGGCAGUAGUGGUGGCAUGUUUGCAGCUGUAGCUGAUUUGGCUGAAGGUGACUACGAUUACGAUGAUGACGAACUAGAAAGCAACGGAUAUGAUCUCAACCAGCCGAAGUCUCUGGAUUCACCAAUAACUAGGCGUGUGCGUGCUGGUACCAAUACAGACUAUGACGCUCAGAUUGCUGAGGCUAAGGCUGCUGGGGAGGAGACCGCCAAAGUCAAGCUGCGCGAGCGUAGCAAGAAGCUAAACGAGAGCCAGAGCAAGAAGAUGGCAGUGAAGCGUUCGUCAUUGCUGGGGUCAAAUCUUGAGAAUCUCGCAAGUGGUACCAGCGGCCACAAAUCUCCAAGCCCGUCACCUUUAGCAGUCGGAUCGCCACCACCGCCUCCGCCGCCUCCUCCACCGUCUGCCAUGUCCGGUGGAAUACCGCCACCACCCCCUAUGGGAGCCAAUGGCAUCCCUCUGCCGCCACCACUGGGACCAGACGGUAUUCCGAUACCUCCACCGCUCAUGUUUGGGCCGGACGGUAUCCCGUUGCCCCCACCCCUGGGACCAGGAGGAAUACCCCUUCUUCCGGGGAUGGCGGCCGCGAACCAGAAGAAGCUCAAACAUCUGAAUUGGGACAAGCUUGGGAACACCAGUGUUGAAGGGACUAUCUGGGCGGAUACGGAGAUGGUUGAUCAAGGUUUGAUGGACACUCUGGAACACACGGAGGUGGAGGAGAUAUUUGCAGCACAAGAUUCAUCUAAAGCUGGACUCAAGGGCAACAAGAAGAAGGAAAGAAACCUGAUUGAUUCCAGGAAAGCGUUGAACAUCUCCAUCUUGCUCGGUCAUUUGAAGCUAUCAAACGAGGAGAUCAAACAUGCGGUGUUGCAGCUUGACACCGAGACAUUGUCUGAGCAACACUUGAGAGUUAUGAAGGACUUUGCUCCGGAUGAGAAGGAGCUGGCCUCGCUUCAAGCCUAUGCAGGGAAACUGGAUAAAUUCAGCAAGGCCGAUCAGUUUGCUUUUGAGCUAUCCACCAUUCCCAAGUACACCGAGCGCCUAAAUGCACUGCUCUUCAAGAUGCACUUCAGCUCCAAGGUGGAUGAGAUCAAGCCUGACCUGGAGGCGAUCAUCACCGCAGCACGACAGCUUCGUAACUGUGUGGGGCUCAAGGCUGUGCUCAAGAUGAUCCUGCAGAUUGGCAACACUCUCAAUCAAGGCAAUGCCAGAAUAGGGCAUGCCACCGGCUUCAAGAUCUCCUUCCUCGGCAAGCUGGAGGCAACUCGCACAACGGACAACAAGAGCAACUUGCUGCAGUUUGUGGUGAAGAAGGCUUGCGAGAAGCAGCAGGGCACUAGGUUUCUGGAGGAGCUUGACGGCUUGGCCGGUGCGGCAAGAGUAUCUAGUCAAACGUUGCGUGAAGAAGUGCAUGAGAUCAAGACACAGCUGGACAGGAUCAAGGAAGAUGUGCUGGAGACCAGCAUGAUGGCUGAGCAGCUGGACGGUGAUAGGUUCCAGGAGGUCAUGGACGACUUCCUUGUCGUGGCAACUGUCAAGAUGGACGAGCUGAAUCGGCUGUACACCACCAUGGAGAAGGAGUUCAACGAGGUCGUCAACUACUUCGGAGAGGAUCCGAAGAAGACGCGCUCCGACGAGUUCUUUGUCAUCUUCAGCGAAUUCAUACAAAACUUCCGGCGCGCGUCUAUAGAACUGGAACGGGCACGAGAAGCCGAAGAAGCACGCCAGAAGCGAGAUGAAGCCAGAGAGGAGCGGAAGCGCAUGUUGGCAGAGCGCGGCAAGACAACUUCUGCAGUUCUGCGCAGCGCACCUGAGACGGACGGUGACAUUGUUGACUUUCGCAAACGCCUGCGGCCAGCCAAGAACAGUCCGUCGACAGUGCGCGGCGAGAUCUACGGAGACGGUCGCGCCGCCGACAGUGCCGACGAUAUCGACAGCGACGGGCAGCCCGCUCCACGACUGCACAGUAUUCCACACGGCUUUGACGAUGCUGACGAUGAUGAUGAGAGCGACGCAGACCGGCAGCACAUUCGACAGCGGCAGCAGGCACCGCGACGAUCAGCUGCCGCAGCCGCAGCAGCCGCAAUGCAACAGCAACUCGCACGAAGUACGCACGAAGCCACUGACUCCGACAGCAGUAGACAACGACCGGCACCCCUUGCAAGGCAGCCACACGUCCAACACGUUUACCAGGAUGAUGAUGACAGUAGCUUUGGCGAUCAGCUGGAGCGACUACAGGACCGUGGCUACGACGCUGAGGACGACGAUGAUCUCGUCGUGCAAAGCGGAUUUGCGGACCCAUACAGCGGCGAGCAAUCGUUCUUCUGAUCAGGGGUGUGUGCCUGUGGGUUUGCAGCUGUGGGUGCGCGGGCACCCUACCACUUUGCCAUGUGUAAAAGAGUGCACAGGAACAACUGAGGGCCAUCUCGUAGGCUAGAGGCGGUUUGACUACAUUCUUCUCUGCCCAGCGGCCACACGGCAAUCCCAGAGGUGAUUAUACUUUCUGUAGCAGAAUAGUUUUAAAUAUUCUACCAAUUGUUCCCAAAUGUACAUAGGACUAUCAUAAAUUAGAUGGAGCACCUAGUUUGAGCACUAACGUUUAUAUAUUUUCAAGAAUAUUUGUUGCAUUCCGCACUUAAAAUUUGCUUCAGAUAGAUAGGUUCGACUUGACAGAACUGCGCAGAGGAAAUACGCUAUCAAAUCAUUGAUUGCUUUCAUUAGGGUGAUAUGUGGUGGCACCAUUAGAGAACCGUUGACAAUCUUCUUAGAGACAAAAUUGCUGAUAAAAUCCAACGCAAUUUGCUGGAUUUUGAUCCGCUUGUAGAAUUAGAGAAUUUGACGCCCCUGCACUAUGUAAUAAUUAUAGGAUGAAUAUGUUUUUGAUAAACUGGGUAAAUGCUACUGAGUGGCCGGCGCAUAACCAGACUAUGCUGCUGCUGCUAUCGCUGA
Sycon ciliatum is the source of this 5219-nucleotide messenger RNA. Its product is annotated as delphilin-like. Gene Ontology annotation, molecular function: protein binding. The record is from RefSeq and is a predicted model, not a curated record. Bases 369 to 4598 code for a protein of 1409 amino acids. NCBI's taxonomy places the organism in Eukaryota, Metazoa, Porifera, Calcarea, Leucosolenida, Sycettidae. The transcript is spliced from 26 exons.